This is a messenger RNA of Phalaenopsis equestris, 1830 nucleotides long. RefSeq names its product heterogeneous nuclear ribonucleoprotein Q. The coding region runs from base 226 to 1653 and encodes 475 amino acids. Gene Ontology annotation, cellular component: nucleus. The transcript is spliced from 10 exons. Gene Ontology annotation, molecular function: mRNA binding. Lineage: Eukaryota; Viridiplantae; Streptophyta; Magnoliopsida; Asparagales; Orchidaceae. The record is from RefSeq and is a predicted model, not a curated record.
GAGAGAGAGAGAGAGAGAGAGAGAGUGGAAGGGAUAAUUUCAUAGAUUAUACGUAACGUGGAAGGACGGAGGAUGGUAAAUUAGAAGUGAAUUCCAAAAUUAGGGUUCUGCUCUCACUUGUAUUGUCCGACCAUAAGGCCGUCUGAUACUUUUGACCUCGACGGCUAUUCCACAACGUCACCCGUUAAACAAAGCUGUUUUUCAAGCUUCCAUUAGAUACAUAAAAUGCCGAAGACAAGAGCAAGAGCUGCUGCUGCUGCUGCUAAGGUGACUGAGCCUGUAAUGCCUGCUGAGCCUGAAGAGCAGGUGGAGCUUGAUGGGUCUGAAGAAAUGGAAGAAGAGGUUGAAUAUGAAGAAAUUGAGGAAGAAGUAGAGUUGGAGGAAGAAGAAGAGGUGUUAGAGGAAGAAGAAGUAGAAGAAGAGGGAAUUGAAGAGGAGAGUGAUAAUGAUGCUGCUAAUGGUGCUCUUGCAAAAGCCAAUUCAACUUUGGCCAAUAAUGAAUCUGUGAAAGAGGAUGGUGAAGAUCUGGAGGAUGAAAGCAAAAAGCAUGCUGAACUUCUUGCUCUUCCUCCACAUGGAUCAGAAGUGUAUGUUGGAGGCAUCCCUCCUACUGCAACUGAAGAAGAGUUAAGAAGUUUUUGUGAAUCAGCAGGGGAAGUUACUGAGGUUAGAAUGAUGAAAGGAAAAGAUUCAUCAGAGAAUAAAGGUUAUGCUUUUGUUACUUUCAGGACAAGAGAGUUGGCCUCAAAAGCUAUUGAAAAACUGAACAAUACUGAAUUCAAGGGCAAGAAGAUCAAAUGUUCUGCAUCUCAAGCAAAACAUAGGCUGUUUAUUGGUAAUAUUCCUAGAAACUGGACAGAGGAUGAUUUGAGGAAGGCAGUGCUGGAGAUUGGCCCGGGUGUUACUAGCGUGGAUUUGAUGAAGGAUCCACAAACUUCUAGCCGCAACCGGGGAUUUGCUUUUAUUGAGUUUUACAACCAUGCUUGCGCUGAAUAUUCUAGAAAAAAAAUGGCUGUUCCAAAGUUCAAGUUGGAUUCUAAUGCCCCUACUGUCAGCUGGGCUGAUCCUAAAAGUGGGGAUUCCUCUUCUCAGAUAAAGUCAGUUUAUGUCAAAAACUUACCCAAGGAUGUUAGCCAAGAUCAGUUGAAGAAGCUAUUUGAGCACCAUGGAGAAAUCUCAAAGGUUGUGCUGCCUCCUGCAAAGGCUGGGCAGGAGAAAAGAUUUGGUUUUAUUCAUUUUGCAGAACGAACAUCAGCUAUGAAGGCGCUUAAAAACACCGAGAGAUACGAAAUUAAUGGUGAAGUUAUUGAGUGUUCCCUUGCAAAGCCCCCAGCCGAUAAGAAAGUGGAAUCUACAUCUAAUUCACGUAAAGGUGCUCUCCUGCCAAGUUAUACGGCUGGUCGGGUUGGAUAUGGAGUCAUGGGAGGUGCUUAUGGUCCUCUCACUCCUGGUUUUACACCGGCCAUGAUUUAUGGAAACAGACAGGCAGCUACUGGCACUGCAAUGGUUCCUAUAAUGUUACCUGAUGGGCGUAUUGCUUAUGUCGUGCAACAACCUGGAGUGCCUAUAACUCCGCAGUCACAUGGUGGCCAUAGAUCUACCAGUAGUCGCAAAGGAAACGAUAACCGGGGCCGCCGCUACAAUCCAUACUGAACUUUUGCCUGUAGCAAUAUCGUUGUAGCUGUGUUUCCCUGAAACUGUAGCUUGAAACUUUUUUGUUUUUUGUUUUUUUUGGGUUGACUAAGAGAUUGUACGCUUUGUUUUGUAGUAUCGAUUCGGUAUUUUGUUACGUAAUUUAUUCACGAGGACGUUUUACUAGAUUCUAAAACA